Molecule: messenger RNA, 2478 nt
Organism: Lytechinus variegatus (green sea urchin)
Lineage: Eukaryota; Metazoa; Echinodermata; Echinoidea; Temnopleuroida; Toxopneustidae
Product: cytochrome P450 2U1-like
Exons: 4
Coding region: 551-2125 (524 amino acids)
Biological process (GO): xenobiotic metabolic process
Cellular component (GO): intracellular membrane-bounded organelle; cytoplasm
Molecular function (GO): iron ion binding; oxidoreductase activity, acting on paired donors, with incorporation or reduction of molecular oxygen, reduced flavin or flavoprotein as one donor, and incorporation of one atom of oxygen; heme binding
Source: RefSeq, a predicted model, not a curated record
CGUGACUUGCCGGCAGACCGGGGCGGCAGAUCCCAGGAAUAUUGUGUAUAAAUGUCUAUUUAAGCUGUGAUACAUGCGUGAGACUUGGCCCGCGCGUCUGCAUAAGGAUUCUGUGCACAGGUAUGGCUCAUCGUGACUCGUUUCAGUUCUGUUUGGUAAUACGCAGUCACACCAACGAAACCCACUCCAAAACGACCGAUUUAAUGUCAUCGGAAAUAACGUCUUAUCUUGUUUAAUCCGCGUCCGUUAUAUUCGCGGUUGUGACUGAGGCAGUGUCUUUGGCUCCCAGGUAUGCCCGGGCUAUCAACCCCUUUCUAAUAAAGUCCUGAUUAUCAGAUGUCUUUGUCCUUUGGUCAUUGUCGUUAUCUUCUCAACCGAACAAGCUUGGAUUUACUAUACCUUCCUCAAAAACAUGCAGCUGCAGCGUUCCAUUUUAGAAUCGAAAUGGAUGAAAAGAACCGAACGAGCCUAUAGCCAUACUACCAAUAGCAAUAGCUAACUUGCUGUACCUUGAGUUUCUCUUGAAGUGUCGGGAAUCCAAUCAAAAGGCAUGCACAAUUUAUUAUCAAUAUAUUGCACUCUAUCUACGGAAACUGUCAUCAUUUUUGUUCUUUCUUCUGUGAUCGCUUCGUUCCUUAUUGCGAAGUGUACUUCGGGGAUACGCAUCAGACGACCCCCCGGUCCGUGGGCAUGGCCGGUUGUGGGGAAUCUUCCAUCGAUACUCCUCGGUGGGCAGCCGCACCAAGCUCUCGCUCGAUUCGCUGAGAAAUAUGGACAGAUCAUGAGCAUAAGUCUAGGACCUGGACCCAAUGUUGUUGUGCUGACUAGUCUGGCUGUCGUGAAGGAACUGCUGGUGAAACACGCCGACUGCACCUCUGAUAGAAGGAUACCGCCCCUGCUAGGACUGGCAUUUUCGACAAAAGGUAGCGUGAUAUGGGAAAAUGGAGAUAAAUGGAAGUGCAGUCGACGGACGGCGCUUUCGGCAUUUCGGAGAAGUACGAACACGUCGUCAAAUUUCGGCGCCACAAUAAGAAGUUCUUUGCAACAUUUGCGUUCUUCUCUGCAACGCCUCGACGGUUACCAAUGCAACCCAAGAUCUGAAAUUACCACGGCUAUUGCCGAAAUCAUAUCCUCUAUAUGUUUCGGACAUUGCGUCGACGUCCGAUCAAAUCCGAAGCUUAUCGAAGUUAUUCGAGCUCAGCAUAACCUAUCGAGUGGUCUGUCGGGAAUAUCGAUCGGGCAUAUUUUCCCUCGUCUCUACCACACACCGCUGUACAACAAACUCCGUCAAGACAUUGAUCAUUACAAACAAUUCAUGAAAGAAGUUGUGAAAGAUCACAAGCGAAAUCAAGUUAACAAUGACGGGGAAAGUGGAGAUGGGAUUCGUAAGAACAGUUUUGAUGAUGUAACAGAUCGCUACCUUCAACAGAUACAGCACGGUCGGAUUGUAGCCGUGGAGGAAGAGGACAUAUGGAGGGUGAUGUUUGACCUAAUGGGGGCUGGGACAGAGACUACUUCGGAAACACUUCUUUGGGGAAUCCUAUACCUCAGUCUUUACCCAGACGUCCAGAAACAGAUUCAUUCGGAAAUUGACGAGAAGAUGACUCAACAAGACUCCGAUGACUUCAUACAUUACGACCAGCGCAAGUCUCUGCCGUACACGCAAGCCGCGAUACUGGAAGUGCUCCGAUGCGCGUGCGUGGCACCGCUCUCCUUACCGCGUGUAACAACGAGGGAUCUCACCGUCAUGGGAUAUUCCAUUCCGAAAGGGGUGGAGAUUUGGGUGAACGAGUGGGCUAUCAACAGGGAUAAAAAUAUCUGGAGUGAUUCAAACGAAUUCAAUCCAGGAAGAUUCUUGGACGACUCCGGCCGAAUUGAUCCGAAGAGAAAGGAGUCAAUAAUUGCUUUUGGAGAAGGGAGGCGUAUGUGCCUUGGUCGAUGCCUGGCUGAACACAUGCUUUUUAUGUUCUUCACGAAUCUCCUGAGAUGGUUUUCGUUUCGAUUACCCGAAGAUGGCCGAACCCGUCCGAACGUAAACCGAGGCAACUUUGGCCUAACGUACAGCCCACCGCUGUUCGAUGUCAUUAUAACGCCAAGAGUGAUUGAAAACAGAAGCAAGAUCUAAGAGUAUCAACGAGGAUGGCUCAACAAAUUCUGUUGGAUAAUUAUGUUAUUAUUAUUUUAGAUGAAUUUGGAACAAUGACAAGCCAUCAUGCCUCAUCUGGAUCAAAGCAAAUGCCUAUAUUAUGUACAGUACGUGAAUAUCUGGGCCCCGUCUUACAAAGAAAUGGGGUGUAAAAACAAGAAAGUUAUGACGUUAUGGCGCUUAUUUUUCACAAAACGGUUAUGUAAGCGCAUCUUAAUGAUUUGCAAAUGAGACAUUCGAUGAUGUCUCUCAAUCGCUAUUUCUUUCUUUUUAUUGUUUGAAUUAUAGGCCUUACACUAUUUCAUUUUUUUUUACAGAUUUGACAAUAAGGA